This is a messenger RNA of Neurospora tetraspora, 2019 nucleotides long. Its product is annotated as kinase-like domain-containing protein. The record is from RefSeq and is a predicted model, not a curated record. Gene Ontology annotation, molecular function: protein binding; protein serine/threonine kinase activity; ATP binding. Gene Ontology annotation, biological process: meiotic recombination checkpoint signaling; protein phosphorylation. Gene Ontology annotation, cellular component: cytoplasm; nucleus. Bases 1 to 2019 code for a protein of 672 amino acids. Lineage: Eukaryota; Fungi; Ascomycota; Sordariomycetes; Sordariales; Sordariaceae. The transcript has 6 exons.
AUGUCGCAACCGCCAGUAGCAAGUGUUUCUUUCGAAGACACUAGCACUCAUCCUCCUACAAGAGGCGGUUUUUACAUCAGGCCAAACCAGACAGUCAGAAUUGGUCGUGACACGGACCGAGACAAUAAUGACGUUGUUUUUGCCGAUUUCACGGUCUCAAGAAACCACUUUGAGCUGUAUUCCAUCACUGUUGACGAAGAAGGUCGCCAUACACCACUUGUGUUUGUGCGAGAUCGGCAGUCUUCCAACGGAACUCUGCUCAACAAAAAGUGUGUUGGAAAGAAGCCAGACAUCACUCCGGGAAGACUACUCCAGAACGGGGAUGUCAUCUCUAUCCAUCCUUACAUCACUUUCAAGUUCUUCCAGCUCGAGGAGGGAACUUCGUUUCUAUGUCUCACUGCACGCCAACGAGAGGAACUCAAGCUCCUUGAGGACCGGUAUCUAGUGAAAGAUCGCACGUUAGGAGAUGGUGCUCAUGCUGCUGUCUACCUUGCCACAGAUGUCUUGACUGGGCAGCAGUUGGCUUGCAAAGUGCACAACCUGGAUAGACGACCCCGGUCGCACCAGAUACUCCGUCGGAUCAAACAGGAGGCAAUGCUGUUGAGCUAUCUUGAUCACCCAAACAUUCUUUCCAUCAAGGCCGCCUUUGAAUCAAAGCAUUCUGUGUACAUCUUCACGGAGCUGGCAACUGGUGGCGAUCUCUUCUCACUUCUAUCACGCGAGGGGACACUCCCCGAGCUAGAGAUACGAUGGAUUAUACGCCAAAUCCUCAAUGCUGUUGACUACAUUCACAAGAAGGGCGUUGCGCAUCGAGACAUCAAGCCAGAGAACAUUCUCUGUGCCAUAGCGCCCAAUGUCUCCUACAGGCUUGUUCUCUCCGACUUUGGGGACUCUGCUCUCACGAACCGUGGAAGGUUGAAGUCCGAGGUUGGAACAACAUUCUAUCGAGCACCUGAAUGCUAUAACUCCGAGAGAGGUCACUCACUGUCUGUCGACAUCUGGUCUAUUGGGAUGCUUUGCCUUCAGCUUUUCUCUGGAUUCCAAGAACUCCCGAACCUUCGUCAUCUCGACUUCACCAGCCAAGACAGAAUUGACCGUUAUCUCAACAUCAUCUUUGAUGACCACAGCCGUGACGCUGCUGUUCAAGAUAGCGAUGAAGACGACCCCGUAGACCCUCAAACCUCCCGCCUCCGUCCAGAUGAAGACAUCUCAAACGAUGCACAGGACUUCAUUCGCGGAUGUCUCAUCUACAACAGCAAGCACCGGCUCACGGCGCGCCAAGCUCUUGCUCAUCGCUGGAUGUGCGAGCCGGAGGAGGAUAACCGACUCUUUAGGGGUCUUGAGCGCGACAAUGCGGCUUCAUGGGAACCCAGGAAGAUUCGGCUCGCUCCUUUCAUCGAGAAGAUCGGUGCUGUGACAGAUGCCCGUGAUUGCGAUGGAGAACAAGAACUAGGUACGAUGGCAGAACUCGUGGAGGAGGAAGACGAAGACGUCGGUGCUAAGAUAUCGCCGCAUUUUCAAAGGAACCCAACCCCCUCCCCUUCCUCCCGUCCACUGUCAUCAGCCCAUCAACGACAGGGAGAUAGGAACACAGAUCACCCACUAAGCAGCAACGGUCCGUCUUCUCCUCCGUUGACAAUCCGAAUCCGGCAGAUGAGCCGAAGACCGCAACGCCAGCCAGGUCUGUGGGUAGACUCUGAACCCUCCUCCGAGGAAGAAGGAGGAGCAGGCGACGAUAUGACAACGCAUCGUCCCCCUUUGCCCUCAUUCACAUUUACUCCACCAUCACCAGACUUGCCAGAACUUUCUUCUUCGCCCUUGACGCCAUCGUCGCAAGGAUCAGUUAUCCUCGGUGAAUUGAACAGCAACGAGCAUGGCGACGAACGUUCUAUGGGAGAUGCCUCAAUGAUUGAACCGCCCACAACCGCAUCAAAUUUGGCUCAUCUGCGAGAAGCAGAGAAACGACGGAACGAGUUCAAGUUGAGUGAGUGUAAGAGACGGAGGACUUGUCCUGUCUGA